Molecule: messenger RNA, 3246 nt
Organism: Linepithema humile (Argentine ant)
Lineage: Eukaryota; Metazoa; Arthropoda; Insecta; Hymenoptera; Formicidae
Source: RefSeq, a predicted model, not a curated record
AAAGGUGCCGGUGAAAAAAAAAGAAAAGAAGAGCGUGGCAAUCUCGCGGUUUCCGUCUUCGAGAGCGCGAAAGAAGGAUUGCGUGUGGAAGAAGAAAGAGAGGAAGGACGAGAGAGAGAGAAAGAGAGAGAACAGAAGUGCGCGGGACGGCGCAAAGACGCACUCGAGAAAUCGGUGGAGAACGCGAGAAAUAGUGAGAUUCAUUCCGUUCGUAAUCGUGUUUGCGGCCUCUCGCGACUAGCGGCCGCGCGUAGGAAUGGAGAGAUCGAGAUAAUAUCACGGAACGAGGUCGAGGUGGUGGAGGACGGCCGUGGCGGUGUCGGCGGCCCCAGGAUGCGGUAUCUACUGCUGUUCUUCCUCGUCCUGGGAGCGAGCCUCGCCCCGGACGCGCUGACCGAGUCCUUGACGCGCGUCAAGGAGCUGGAGGUGUCCGAGAAUGUGCGGCCGGGCACCCGAGUCGGCUACAUCGACGUCGAUAAUCCGCCCUAUCUCAUCGUCUCGAUGUCAGGCCCGUCGGUGGACCGCGACUUGAACGUCGACAUCUCGACCGGCGAGAUAAAGACGCGGGUGCCGCUGGACCGCGAGACCCGUCCGUCGUACGCGCUGGUGGCGCUGCCGCAGAACCUGCGGGUCGUCGUGAACGUGCUGGACGAGAAUGACAACGCGCCCACCUUCCCCGUGGAUCACGUGGACCUGGAGUUCCCGGAGAGCGCGCCGGGCGGCACGAAACGCGCCCUGCCGCCCGCCCAGGAUCCCGAUCUCGGCCUGUACUCGACGCAGCGCUACGAGAUCAUAUCCGGCAAUCACAACGGCGUGUUCAGGCUGGUGCAGCAUCGCGGCCGCGACGACGUGCUGUACGUGGAUCUGCAGAACGAGAAGCUGGUGGAUCGGGAGAGUCGCGCGCACUAUCGCCUCGUGAUCGAGGCGCUCGACGGCGGCGCGCCGCCGCUUCGCUCGCGCCUCUACGUGAACGUGACGGUGCAGGACAUCAAUGACAAUUCGCCCGUCUUCAAUCAAUCGCGCUACUACGCCAGCGUGCCGGAGAACGCGACGGUCGGCACGCCGGUGCUGGCGGUGAACGCGACCGACGCCGACGCCGGCGACAACGGCCGCAUCGAGUACUCGAUAAGUCGCCGGCAGUCCGACCGCGAGGAGAUGUUCCGCAUCGAUCCGGAGACCGGCAUGGUCUACGUGAACAAGGCGCUCGACUACGAGACCAAGAUGCAGCACGAGCUGGUCAUCUUCGCCAAGGAUUUCGGCGCCCAGCGACAGACGUCCAGCACCUUCAUGUCCGUCAGCGUGAUCGACGUGAAUGACAAUCAGCCGGCGAUAACCGUCAUCUUCCUGUCGGACGACAAGACGCCCAAGAUCAGCGAGAGCGCGCAGCCGGGCGAGUUCAUCGCCCGGAUAUCCGUGAGCGAUCCCGACUCCAGAACCGAGUACUCGAACGCGACGGUCACGCUGACCGGCGGCGAGGGUCACUUCGGCCUGGCCACGCGCGACAAUAUCAUCUACCUGGUGGUGGUGGAGCGGCCGUUGGACCGCGAGGAGAAGCCCGAGUACGAUCUGUCGGUGGAGGCGACGGACGCCGGCACGCCUCCUCUGCGCGCGGUGCGCACUUUCCGCCUGCUCGUCACCGAUGUCAACGACAACGCGCCGAAAUUCGACAGGGAGAGAUACGAGGCGCAUCUGUUCGAGACGUCCGAGCCCGGCACGUCGGUGCUGAGGGUGAACGCGACCGAUCUCGACGAGGGCGUCAACUCGGCCAUCCGCUACUCGCUGCACAACUCCACGUGGUUCGCCAUCAACGAAACCACCGGCCUCAUCACCACGGUCACGCACGUCGACUGCGAGGCGAAUCCGACGCCGACCUUCGUCGUGGUCGCGACCGAUUCCGGGUGUCCGCCGCUCAGCAGCAGCGCGACCGUGCUCGUGACAGUGCACGACGUCAACGACAACGAGCCGAUCUUCGAGAAGCCGCUCUACAACGCCACCGUACCGGAGGACAUGUCCGUCGGCAGCUGCUUUCUCAAGGUAAGACUGCGAAAAUCAGUUUCCACCUCUGCGCGCUGCCGCGAAAACGAACGAGAAAGCGGAGAUGGCGUGUUUCGGAUACGUCUCGGACGCUAAUGUCAACCGCCGUGGCGGGCCGAACGAUCAAAAGUGUUUCGCAUUCUGUUAGCGGCGUCGCGCUCAAGUGAGCGAUAUGUUUGCUUUUGUGCUCCGCGCGCCGCGGCGUGAUAUUGUGCUUUAACGCUCCUCUUAACGCGCUCGCCCGUAUAUAUGAAGUCGUAUAUAGUAACGCUAACGGCAAUUGUUUCGUCAGUCGGGUUGUAACGCAAAAAGUUGCGGAAUAGGUCCGCGGGCUGUUGCAAUUUGUGAAUUGCUUGUCAGGCCGCUUGAUAUCUAUAUGACGUGCGGAAUAUUUUCCACACUUGUCUGGACGUUCGCAUUCGCGGGUGUUAACGUCGGCCAACGUAACGCUGUCAUCUGUCUUAACAAGCGUGGCACUGUCGGUGUCUCUCUCUCUCUUCUCCCUCUCUCCCUCUCCGCGUAAUUGAUAUUUAUAUCCACGUAAGAGCUCGAUUCGGGCGUGCGCGUCUCGUCGAGUCCUCUAUCUUAAUUUGUUAAACUAUCAUCAUUUGCGCGCGCGAGAAAGCGCGCGUCGAUUAUACAGAAGUUGCGAUCCGCGCCGCGCGACGAAUGCGAAAUCGAAGUUUAAUUGACGUACGCUUGAGAAAUCACGCUAAUCUUUACAGCCGUCUUCAAUCGAAUGACGGAAAAAUCCGUCAUCGCCUCUUCGGACGGCGAUUCCUAAUUGACUCGUCAUCGGAAUCGAUUGCGCGAAACGCUUACCGGUCGCGCGGAGCGUCCGCAAAUUAAUAUCUUAAAUGUCGCGUCGACGCGAGAGAGUGACAGUACGCGCGCGGUGAACGCGCGGCGCAUUUAAUCCUUGCGUAAGCCACACGGUUUUGCGUGAAAUCAGCUAGGAUUCACGUUAAAGGUUCGCUCCACGCAAGCCGCGCGGGCGAAAGGGCACGAAUGAACGUAUCGCGAAUCGGCCGUCGAGGCAUGUACGUUAACGUCGGGAAAGCUGUAAUUGAUACCUGAGAAAGCGGGAUGAGAGAUUUUCCUCGGCGUGUUUCAAUUAGUACGGCGAAUAUUCUCGGCGAGAGAGAGAGAGCGCGCGUUAUCGAUCAUCGAUUUUUAUUCCGUGAGAAAGGUGACCGGCGCGCGCAGGCCGGA